Aspergillus versicolor CBS 583.65 is the source of this 1283-nucleotide messenger RNA. Its product is annotated as acyl-CoA dehydrogenase family protein. NCBI's taxonomy places the organism in Eukaryota, Fungi, Ascomycota, Eurotiomycetes, Eurotiales, Aspergillaceae. Gene Ontology annotation, molecular function: acyl-CoA dehydrogenase activity; flavin adenine dinucleotide binding. The transcript has 5 exons. The record is from RefSeq and is a predicted model, not a curated record. Bases 6 to 1283 code for a protein of 425 amino acids.
CAAAAAUGUCAUCAUCAACCCUCCCCUUCGCUGACCCUCUCUGGCUCAAUCGCGGACACAGCCCUUACUAUAAGGACUCCCACCGACGUCUGCAAAAAGAAGUCCGCUCGUACAUUGACACCCACAUUGCUCCUUAUUGCGAGGAAUGGGAAAAGAACGGCUCUGUUCCCGCCGAGGUGCAUCAACGACACGCAGCGCUCGGCUAUACCGCUGCGACACCAUUCCCACUAGCUGCGGGCUAUCUCAAGGGCCAGAAGCUUCCUGCUGGAAUUAACGCGCAAGAAUGGGACGGCUUCCAUGAUUUGGUUCUCAUUGACGAGAUUGCGCGAUGCGGCUAUCUCGGUGUGAUCUGGGCGCUGGGAUGCGGCAACUCGAUCGGUGGACCGCCCGUUAUUAACUUUGGAAAUAAAGAGCAGAAGGACCGGUUUCUGCCUGAUAUGUUAAGUGGCAAGAUCCGAUUUUGUCUGGGUGUCACUGAGCCGGAUGCUGGAUCUGACGUCGCGGGUAUCACCACAAUCGCGGAACGAAAAGGUGACAAGUAUAUUGUCAAUGGAGCAAAGAAAUGGAUUACCAACGGUAUCUUCGCGGACUACUGCACUGCUGCUGUGCGGACCGGGGGAGAGGGUGUGUCUGGGGUGUCAGCUCUAAUCAUCCCACUCAAAGCACCCGGCGUGACGUGCAAGAAGAUUGACAACUCGGGUGUUCUUGCCAGUGGAUCCACAUAUAUCGAAUUUGACGACGUGGAGGUCCCGGUGGCCAAUCUGCUUGGAGAAGAGAACAAAGGCUUUCCCAUUAUCAUGAACAACUUCAACCAUGAGCGUCUCUGGCUUGCUUGUACUUCACUACGGAUGGCCCGAGUGUGUGCCGAAGAUGCUUACCAGCAUGCCAUUACCCGCGAGACCUUUGGCAAGAAGCUCAUCGAGAACCAGGUCAUCCGGUCCAAAUUCUCAGCAAUGGGCCGUAGCCUUGACUCGACAUAUGCCUGGAUGGAGCAGCUGGUGUACAUGGCGGAGACAGCCAAGGCGAAUGGCACUGAUAUGGCAAUGGGUGGCUUGUUCGCCAACCUCAAGGUGCUUGCAGGACGGACUUUGGAGAUGGUGAAUAGAGAGGCUCAGCAGGUUCUGGGAGGUCUCGGAUAUUCCAAGAAUGGCCGCGGCGCGAGAAUCGAGCAGAUUAGUAGAGACGUUCGGGUUAUGGUUGUAGGAGGUGGCAGCGAGGAGAUUCUGUCAGACCUGGCUGUGAACCAAGAGAUCAGGGCGAUGAAAAAGCUCAGCAAGCUGUAA